Echinostoma caproni is the source of this 879-nucleotide messenger RNA. NCBI's taxonomy places the organism in Eukaryota, Metazoa, Platyhelminthes, Trematoda, Plagiorchiida, Echinostomatidae. The record is from the annotation of a GenBank genome assembly.
AUGCACUUCUCUUUUUCUGAUGGACACAGAAUUCCCGUUUUGGGUUUGGGAACGUGGACCUCUCCUGUAGACAAAGUAAAAACGGCAGUGCUAACUGCAUUGGAGAAUGGUUAUCGUCAUAUUGACGGUGCGUUUGUUUACGGAAAUGAGAAAGCGAUCGGCGAGGCCUUAAAGGAAGGAAUGAAGAAAUUUAACCUUCGAAGAGAAGAUAUAUUCGUCACUUCAAAGGUUUGGUGCACAUAUUUUCGCCCGGAACUUGUCCGAAAGUGCUGUGAAAAUACCUUAAAGGAUUUGCAACUGUCAUAUGUCGAUUUAUAUCUGAUUCAUUGGCCAGUGGCUCUAAAGCCUGGCGACGAAAAUUUCCCCAAGAUCGAAGGCGGUGAUACUCUGGCACUGGACCACCCACCACUCGUGGAGACUUGGAAGGCAAUGGAGCAGUUAGUUCGCGACAAAAUGGUCAAAUCUAUUGGUGUCUCCAAUUUCAACAAGCGUCAAAUUGACAUGAUUUUGGCUGAUUGUACCAUAAAGCCAGUCAACUUGCAAGUGGAAAUUCACGUCAAUUUUCCAAAUUCGAAGCUCGUUGAAUAUGCCCACUCCAAAGGAUUGACAGUCACUGCCUACGCUCCUCUUGGUUCACCUGGUGCAUCACCGGGUGAAGUCGAUUUGCUUACUGCUCCGUGGGUUUGUGAGAUCGCCGAUCGCCACCAAAAGACCACAGCUCAAGUUCUUUUACGCUAUCUGUUACAGCGCAAUAUAAUCGUGAUACCGAAGUCCGUGACCCCUGCUCGUGUAAUCGAAAACUCUAAGGUAAGCUGCCGGCAAAGCUGCCAGACCAGUGUACCAGAAGAAAAAAACAGAAAUCAAGAAACGUUUGGUUAG